Sipha flava (yellow sugarcane aphid) is the source of this 938-nucleotide messenger RNA. RefSeq lists its product as uncharacterized. Bases 173 to 922 code for a protein of 249 amino acids. Lineage: Eukaryota; Metazoa; Arthropoda; Insecta; Hemiptera; Aphididae. The record is from RefSeq and is a predicted model, not a curated record. The transcript has 2 exons.
AUUGCAUAAAGUAGUCGAUGAUGUUAUAAUAUUUUGUAAAGAUACCUUAAGCCAAAAUCUACCAAGGGAUGAUUACAAAGAAUUUUUGGAAUUGGUAAUAAUUUUUUUGGGUGGGGUACCACCUAAAGGUAUUCAUUUUAGACGUCCAGGAGCUUAUCAUCUAGCUAGAUGGAUGUGCAAGGGAAUAUAUUGUUUGAAAAUAUACAUUUUUCAAGAACAAUUUAAAAUUACGAAAGCAGAAAUUUCUUCGUUAAAAACUAUUUGUUGUUUUAUUGUAAAAUGCUAUAUCGAGUUUUGGUUUAGGUCUCCUAAUGCUAUUGAAGCCCCUUAUAACGAUGUACUUUUUUUAAAAAAACUUGAAGACUAUAAAUCUGAUGAUAAGCGAGUGGCUGAGAUCGCUAUGAAAAAAUUUAUUAAUCACUUAUGGUAUCUUGGAGAAGAAACCGCUUGUUUUUCGUUAUUUGAUGACAGGAUUGAUAAUCAAAUAAAAAAACAAAUGGCUAAAAAACUACUAGAAAAUGACGAGCUUGAGGACGAUGAAUUUACCACAGAUAUACAAAAAAAAUAUGUAUUAAAAAUUGGCGAUGUAUCACAAUUUCUAAAACAGGACUUACCACUUGAAUUAUUGACGCAUAAAUCGAAAAAUAUAUUCCAAAGGUUCAAAUUAAGCAUUGAUUUCUUGCAACAAAAUCCGGAAAUUUGGCCAAAUAUUGAUAGUUAUAAAAAGGCCAAGAAUAUUUUACACCAUAUGAGCGUCAUAAAUGAUGCAGCCGAACGUGGAGUCAAAUUGAUGGAAGAUUUUAAUACCAAAUUUACGAAAAAUGAAAAUCAAAAGCAGUAUGUAUUGAAGGUAGUACAAGAAUACCGUAAAAAAUAUCCAGGCCAUAGUAAAAAUAUGUUGACCAAAGAUGCAAUAAAAUAGUAAAGUUACUAUAUUU